Messenger RNA from Corythoichthys intestinalis (scribbled pipefish), 2760 nucleotides. RefSeq names its product calcium channel, voltage-dependent, gamma subunit 2a (gene cacng2a). Gene Ontology annotation, molecular function: voltage-gated calcium channel activity; channel regulator activity. The transcript is spliced from 4 exons. Gene Ontology annotation, biological process: neurotransmitter receptor transport, postsynaptic endosome to lysosome; regulation of AMPA receptor activity; calcium ion transport. Gene Ontology annotation, cellular component: AMPA glutamate receptor complex; postsynaptic density membrane. NCBI's taxonomy places the organism in Eukaryota, Metazoa, Chordata, Actinopteri, Syngnathiformes, Syngnathidae. The record is from RefSeq and is a predicted model, not a curated record. Bases 856 to 1848 code for a protein of 330 amino acids.
UCCUAGCGGAGCCACCAUUGCUGCUGCAUAGCGCGCGCGCGCACGACCACCGUGGGCCUCUUAAAAGCAGCGGAGGAGCUCGGGCUGCAUACCGACGAGCAUCCAUGUGUUCUCCAUCGUGACAUCUUUCCCCUGAGAAAGGCGGAGGAGGAGGCAUCCAUGCGCCCUCCCAGUACGCACCAGGAGACUUUGGAUCAGAACCGGCUCGACCCAGGUUCGGCCGGAGCAGCAUCGAGGAGAAACAACGCUCCCGCCAGCGACUCGUCGCGCGCCUCUCGCCCGCCGCAUGUCGAGUGAUGGUCGGCUCGGCUGUCCGGACGCCCCCCGCGUGGUGAGCGCAGACCCCCACUCCAGGCGGAAAGAAGCCUCGGUCCGGCUCUAGGAGAGCUCCAUAUGGAAACGGAGGACCAGAAUUUUCGGAAAAAGGCAAAUCGUUUGAUUGAGAUGAUCGCGAUUAUUUUUUCCUUUGCAAUGAAUGCGUUUUGGCUUUGAGUGGGCUGUUUUGGAACGUUGAAAAUCCCACGUUUCUUCCUUUUUGCUUUGAUUGCGAGAAGGUGCAGCAUUUGAAUGGUGAUUUAUUGACGUGUGUGUAAGCAUAGGAACAGGUUGGCCGCACAAAGUGCUUCUUCCUUUUUUUAUUUGAAAAGACAGAAAGACCAGAGCGAGGAUUUCCAUCUUUUUCUGUUGGCUGGUCCUCAUCCAAACGCAACCAUAAGGCUCCUGGCUCCUCCACGCCGUCCUCUUCCUCCUCCUCGCCCCUCGUCCCUGUCCUCCUCCUUUUCCGCCUGGCUGAGGUCCCGCACUCCGUCAAAUAUUUACUUCCUGUACAUCAAGCGGAAAGGGGGUCCCCCUUUCAUGGAAUGCGGAAACAUGGGCCUGUUCGAGCGCGGAGUGCAGAUGCUGCUGACCACGGUGGGCGCCUUCGCGGCCUUCAGCCUCAUGACCAUCGCGGUGGGCACCGACUACUGGCUCUACUCGCGAGGGGUCUGCAGGAGCAAAAGCGCCAACGACAACGAGACCAGCAAGAAGAACGAAGAGGUCAUGACGCACUCGGGACUCUGGAGGACCUGCUGUCUGGAAGGAAACUUCAAGGGUAUGUGCAAACAGAUCGAUCACUUCCCCGAGGAGACGGAUUACCAAGCCGACCCGUCCGAGUACUUCCUGCGCGCGGUGCGAGCUUCCAGCAUCUUCCCCAUCCUCAGUGUCAUCCUGCUCUUCAUGGGAGGUCUGUGCAUCGCCGCCAGUGAGUUCUACAGGUCCAGACACAACAUCAUCCUCAGCGCCGGGAUCUUCUUCGUGUCUGCCGGCUUGAGCAACAUCAUUGGUAUCAUCGUAUACAUAUCAGCCAACGCGGGCGACCCGUCCAAGAGCGACUCCAAGAAGAACUCAUACUCGUACGGCUGGUCCUUCUACUUCGGGGCGCUGUCCUUCAUCAUGGCCGAGAUGGUUGGCGUCCUGGCCGUGCAUAUGUUCAUUGACCGGCACCGGCAGCUCCGGAUCGGGACCCGUGCCGCCGACUACCUCCGGGGCUCAUCGUCAGUGCGGACGCCCAGCUACCGUUACCGCUACAGGCGCCGUUCGCGUUCCUCGUCCCGCUCCACGGACCCGUCGCGGUCACGAGACGCCUCCCCGCUGGGCCUCAAGGCCUUUGGGACGCUGCCCUCCACUGAGAUCUCCAUGUACACGUUGCCGCGCGACACCCUCAAGUCAGGGGCGCCCGCCAACGCAGCCAACUACAAUUCGGAGAGGGACCACAACUUCCUGCAGGUGCAUAACUGCAUCCCGAAGGACGCCAAAGACUCGGCCCACGCCAACGCGGCCGCCAACCGACGCACUACCCCCGUAUGAGGGGACGCCGCCCGCCCCCGCGCCCUUUUCUGCAUGACUCUCAGGAGCGGUCGGAGCCCUCCGGACCCACGCUUCCUUCAUUUUUGGACUUUUGCAUUCAAACUGUGAAUUGUUACAGCUCGGCCUGUGACCUCUAGUAAAGCUACUAUAAAUAUAAAUCUAUAUAUUACUUUUAUAACAAUUCAUAAUAAGGAUAAUCAAGAGAUACCGAUUACUUUACUGAAGCAAAAAAAAAAAAAAAGACUACCAGUUUAAAAAAGUGCUGUCGGUGACUCUUUUAGAAGCUUAGAAUAAUAAAAUAUUAUGUUUUUGGGAUAGAGCUACAACAAAAAUGAGCCAGAAAAUCCAAAACCAAGUGCAUGCUAUUAAACUGCAGCGAACUUAUGUUUUAGGGCUCUAUUUUCAUGGACAUGAAGGCCAAAAAUAUAUUUUAAUCAUUAUUGGUUAACAGCAGCUCAUUUAAUGAGGUGCCAAUUAUUUUGUCUGUCCGGCCAAGCUUCACACGACAUUCAAAGGGAAUGAGAGGAGACACUCUGAUUGUCAGCAAAUGGAGUCAGCCGUGAUUAGCGCCAGGCAGGAAAAUAGAGCCCUCGACCAAAAAGAAAAGUAUUUAUAAUUUCAUGUGUAUUUUUUCAUUUUAUUUUGACUUUUGUUUGUUUGCUUUUGUGAGCCAAACCAAACAAAAUACAUUUUUUAAACAAUAGUUUAAAGAUAAACAGUAUAUAAUGUCAUUUGUUUGGAAAAGCUCACACAGCCUUAGCCAUUUUUGUGUGUGUUUCUAAUGGGAACUCUUGAAAAAGGUGCCAAAAGCCAAUCCUUCUACUUGGAUGCAUCAACAAGUCCUGAUGAAUAAAUACCAACCCCAGUGGGAACAAGCAACAGUGUCUGUGCGUCUCUUAAAGGAAAUUUGCU